Perkinsus marinus ATCC 50983 is the source of this 297-nucleotide messenger RNA. RefSeq lists its product as hypothetical. The coding region runs from base 1 to 297 and encodes 98 amino acids. The record is from RefSeq and is a predicted model, not a curated record. The transcript has a single exon. Lineage: Eukaryota; Perkinsozoa; Perkinsida; Perkinsidae.
AUGAAGAAGGCUAUCGUGAUGACCAUGGGUUUAGAGGAUUCCUCCAUGCCUGAGAAGAAGGCCUAUAAUCAAUCGCCCAUCCCUCUGUAUUACCAUGGACCGGAACUAUCCUUAAACAUGAGACUUCUACCUCUACAGAGACAGCUGCCAGGUAUGGUGACUGCUGUCCUUGCUGGUGCCGUCCCGUCUAAACUGACCGGGUGGAGCGUCGUGUGCCUCUUGCAAGGAACCAUGUUGGGCCGUCUCUUCCUCUGCUGCCGUGGUGCCUUGGGAAUACAGAACUACUGCCAAGACUAG